Passer montanus (Eurasian tree sparrow) is the source of this 1745-nucleotide messenger RNA. RefSeq names its product protein disulfide isomerase family A member 5 (gene PDIA5). NCBI's taxonomy places the organism in Eukaryota, Metazoa, Chordata, Aves, Passeriformes, Passeridae. The record is from RefSeq and is a predicted model, not a curated record. Gene Ontology annotation, biological process: protein folding. The transcript is spliced from 17 exons. Gene Ontology annotation, molecular function: protein disulfide isomerase activity. The coding region runs from base 1 to 1554 and encodes 517 amino acids. Gene Ontology annotation, cellular component: endoplasmic reticulum.
AUGUGGCCAGUGGAAGCUGAACAAGGCACUGCUGCAUUCUUGCCAGCAUUCGUGUACUCAUUGAAGGUGUCUCCACUCAUAGAGAAAAUAAGUGAUCACAAGGAUUUUAAGAAGCUUCUCAGGACACGGAAUAACGUACUGGUGCUGUAUUCCAAAUCUGCCACUGCUGCUGAAAGCUCACUCAGAUUACUGUCCAGCGUGGCCCAGGAGGUGAAAGGACGAGGCACUAUAGGCUGGAUAGACUGUGGUGAUACUGAAAGCCGAAAAUUAUGCAAGAAGAUGAAGGUAGAUCCUAAUUCAAAGGAGAAGGGAGUGGAUUUACUCCAUUAUAAGGACGGUGCAUUUCAUACUGCAUAUAACAGAGCGGUCACAUUGAAGUCCAUGGUGGCCUUUCUCAAGGAUCCAGAGGGUGCUCCACUGUGGGAGGAAGAUCCUGAAGCCAAAGAUAUUGUGCAUGUUGACAGUGAAAAGGAAUUGAGAAGGCUUCUGAAGAAGGAAGACAAACCCCUACUUCUGAUGUUCUAUGCCCCAUGGUGUGGUGUUUGUAAGAGAAUGAUGCCAUCUUAUCAGCAGGCAGCCACAGAACUCAAGGGUAAAUAUGUUCUUGCGGGAAUGAAUGUUUACUCUGCUGAAUUUGAAAGGAUAAAGGAAGAAUUCAAUGUCCGGGGAUAUCCUACAAUCUGCUAUUUUGAGAAAGGAAAGUUCCUGUUCAACUUUGAGAACUUCGGUGCUACCGCAGCAGAUAUCGCAGAGUGGCUGAAACACCCACAGGCACCUCAGCCACAGGCUCCAGAGACUCCCUGGGCAGAUGAAGAAAAUGUAGUUUAUCACCUGACCGAUGAGGACUUCGACAAGUUUAUAAAAGAUCAUUCAUCUGUGCUAGUGAUGUUCCAUGCACCAUGGUGUGGGCACUGUAAGAAAAUGAAGCCAGAAUAUGAGAAGGCUGCAGAGUUUCUCCAUGUAACCAGUGAUAGUCCGGGUGUCCUUGCAGCAGUCGAUGCGACCGUCAACAAGGCUCUGGCAGAAAGAUAUCACAUCUCAGGGUUUCCUACUUUGAAGUAUUUUAAGGAUGGAGAGGAGAAAUACACUCUGCCACACCUCAGAACAAAGAAGAAGAUCAUUGACUGGCUGCAAAAUCCUGAAGCACCACCUCCACCUGAGCCUGCAUGGGAAGAAAAACAGACCAGUGUUAUCCACCUGGCUGGAGAAGACUUCAGGGAGUCCUUGAAGAAGAAGAAGCACACCCUUGUCAUGUUCUAUGCACCAUGGUGUCCUCACUGUAAAAAUGCCAUUCCACAUUUCACAACUGCUGCUGAAGUCUUUAAAGAAGAUCGCAAGAUUGCCUACGCUGCAGUGGACUGUGCCAAAGGACAGAAUCACGACCUGUGUAAGCAGGAGGGGGUCGAUGGCUACCCCACCUUCAACUAUUACAACUACGGGAAAUUUGUGGAAAAAUAUACUGGAGAUCGAGGGGAGUCUGGAUUCACCACUUUCAUGCGAACCCUGAGAGAAAGAGAUCAUGAAAGAGUAGGAAAGAAGAAGGAUGAAUUGUAGUUUCUGCCUCAAAAGAAGCUUUCCGCUGCACUGUGAAUGGUUCCAGGUCUUUUGUUGAUGCACCUGAGACUUCACAUAUUCUCAAGACAGAGACUUUUUUUUAUAAACAGCCAUGGCCAUUUUGUACGAUUUUGAAAUAAAGUGAAACCACUUGAUUUUUAAAAGGAAAAUAAAUUAGAAUGUUGCCAUAA